Arctia plantaginis is the source of this 1740-nucleotide messenger RNA. NCBI's taxonomy places the organism in Eukaryota, Metazoa, Arthropoda, Insecta, Lepidoptera, Erebidae. The record is from the annotation of a GenBank genome assembly.
AUGCGUCCCUCAAAUGUUGGUGGAAUAAUAUGCAUCCUGCUUCAAAUUUUGGAAUGUCAAGGAGGCACUCCAGUGAGCCGGCUAAACUUUUUUGAUAUUGAACUCCUGCGGCACGCGGCGGAAGGCAAAAAAGGCAAUGUGAUGGUUUCACCAGCAAGUAUCAAAUCUACUUUGGCCAUGAUAUUAGAGGGAGCCAAAGGAACGACGGCAAAAGAAAUCAAAGAUGCUUUAAGAGUAUCUCCCGAGAAAAAUGACUAUAGAGAAGAAAUGAAAGUAUUCGCCAAAGUUUUUGAGGCUAAUAAUACAGUUGUGUCUCUCCAAAAUGCGAAUGCAUUGUUUGUAUCAAGGAAACUGAAUUUGGAGAAACAGUACGAAUCAGUGGUACAUCGUCUCUACUUGGCUGAAAUAAACAAACUGAAUUUUAAUGAUCCUAAGUCUGCCGCAGACACAGUUAAUGCUUGGGUAGAUAAGAAAACACACGGGCUAAUACCUACUAUUGUUGAUGAAGAUCAAAUAACACCAUCUACGGAGAUGAUGAUAACUAACGCCCUCUACUUCAAAGCGCCAUGGAAGCAUGGUUUUAACACUAAAGCAACUUAUGGCGAUUGUUUUUACAACAAUGGCAUCUGUAAAAAUGUUUCCAUGAUGAUUCUCCAAGCUGAGCUGAAUUACGCAUACGUGCCAAAUUUGAGGUCCCAUGCCGUAGAGCUACCUUAUCAGGACGAUCGGUACUCUAUGUAUCUACUAGUCCCUCAAGACCGAAAUGCUGAAAUAACCCAAAUCCGAGACUUGCCUUUCGUAUCACUGACGGAAAUAUCCGAUCUCAUGGAUCCUGUUGAUGCUGUUCUUACGAUGCCCAAGUUCGAUGUAGACUACAGUGAUGAUAUGGUUGAACCUUUAAAAAACAUGCGUAUCACAACGCUGUUCUCCCAAGCAGCAAAUCUUUCUGGUAUUUUUGGAGCAGGAGAGUACGCCUAUCUUAACAGCAUAUAUCAUUCUGUCCACAUGAAAGUGGAUGAAGUGGGUACCAUCGCAGCAGCAGCCAGUACUAGCGUCGUGGUACCUUUGAUCAAUGACCAGGUGCAGCUGGAAAUUAACAGACCCUUCUUAUUUUUUAUAAGAGAUAACAAACUCGGAGUAACACUUUUCGAAGGCAAGAUUGAAGAGCCUACAGAGUUUGUUAAAAAUAGUCCACCUCAGGGUAUACCACAAUUAUCUCCACAAUUAUCGAAACAACCACUUGCAAGUUAUAAUCCCCAAAAUCAAGCGUCUGGACAAACAAACUUGAAUCCAGUACCUCCAAAAUAUCAAACAUUUUAUCAAGAAGGGGGGAUCCGGACAAAUUACAAUCAGAGCGCUUUAAAUAAAUCCAACUCUUAUCAGGGAGACUUUAAUCAGCAAAUAGACCAAUCAAGUAGUGCUCAACAUAACAGCGGACUAGGCUCAAGUGCAUUUUCAACAGAUCAGCCACAAGUAUUUCAACAAGGAUCAACAAAUCAGACAAAGUUCAAUCCUGACCCACAAAAUUAUCCCAAAGUUAACAAACCAGGCAUAAUUCGAAUAAAUAACACAUCUAGUUCUUAUCAAGGAGGAUUAAACAAGCCAACUUUAUUUUCAAACCGGCAAAUUUUAAAUCACGAAAGAGUUCAUCAGCACCACAGUCGGCCCAGCUCAAGGCAACCACCUAAUCUUGGAGUAGGCAGAAGAGAUCUUAAUUAUGACUAUGAUUACUUCUACUAG